Girardinichthys multiradiatus is the source of this 3409-nucleotide messenger RNA. RefSeq names its product tricarboxylate transport protein B, mitochondrial. Bases 206 to 1159 code for a protein of 317 amino acids. Lineage: Eukaryota; Metazoa; Chordata; Actinopteri; Cyprinodontiformes; Goodeidae. The transcript has 9 exons. The record is from RefSeq and is a predicted model, not a curated record. Gene Ontology annotation, biological process: mitochondrial citrate transmembrane transport.
UUCCAACUUCCUUGAGUGUAUCCGCCCACAGUCGCUUUGAGAUCCGGCAGUCUCCGAGCGCAGCUCACAUCACCUGCAGCCAGGAGAGCGAACUUCUCCUCAUUUACAGAAAAGAAAGAAAGAGGAGGAAAGAAACUGUUUUUGCGUACGGAAAAGAACCCGCAUUCGCAGAUUUACAUAUAUUUUUAGAUUUUAUUGUUUAAUAAUGCAGGAUAAGCGUGCAUCUUUUAGUCCCUUUCGCAGACCGCAGUAUCUGGCGGCAGCGGCUCCGGCUGGAAGAGCGAAACUAACUCAUCCUGGGAAAGCGAUUCUGGCAGGUGGAAUCGCUGGUGGCAUAGAGAUCUGCAUUACUUUUCCCACGGAGUAUGUGAAAACCCAGUUACAGCUGGAUGAGAAGGCCAACCCACCAAAAUACAGAGGAAUAGGUGAUUGUGUGAAACAGACGGUGCAGAGUCAUGGUGUUAAAGGACUGUACAGAGGACUCAGCUCACUGCUGUAUGGAUCCAUACCCAAAUCUGCAGUCAGGUUCGGGAUGUUUGAAUUCCUCAGUAACCGUGCAAAGGAUGAGAAUGGUCGACUGGACAGUACCCGCGGCAUGCUCUGCGGGCUCGGAGCAGGUGUCAUGGAGGCCGUGCUGGUGGUUUGCCCCAUGGAAACCAUUAAGGUGAAAUUCAUUCAUGACCAGAGCUCAGCCAACCCCCAAUACAAGGGUUUCUUCCACGGAGUCCGAGAGAUCAUCAGGUCGCAAGGACUAAGAGGAACAUAUCAGGGUCUGACUGCAACGGUCCUCAAACAAGGCUCCAACCAGGCUAUUAGGUUCUUCGUAAUGACGUCUUUAAAGAACUGGUACAAAGGUGAUGACCAAAACAAAACUAUUAGUCCCAUCAUUACUGGAGUCUUUGGAGCAACAGCAGGGGCAGCCAGUGUAUUUGGAAACACUCCCUUAGAUGUCAUCAAGACACGGAUGCAGGGUCUGGAAGCUCAUAAAUAUAAAAGCACACUGGACUGCGCUUUGAAGAUCUUCAAAUAUGAAGGCCUGGCAGCUUUCUACAAAGGGACAGUACCCCGGCUCGGCCGUGUGUGUCUGGAUGUAGCCAUUGUUUUCAUCAUCUAUGAGGAGGUCGUGAAGGCCCUGAAUGUAGUCUGGAAGACAGAGUGAGCUGCAGGAUGUGCAGAGAAGGCGGCACAGAUCUUAGUUUGCCAGAUCUCUUCUGUAUUAUAAAAACAGCUGUGAACGGGAUGGGGUGGAGAGCUGGACUUAGAUUUGUGUUAUAUGUCGACCUCAAAGCUACGGAGAAAAGAAAAAGCCUAAAUGGAUGCCCACAUCUGAAAGCCUGGAGGUUAAGCAGAGCUUUUAUGCUCCACAUAAAGACUUCUGCCUGACAAGAUAAAGUAAAAGAUUAUUUCAUAGUUUAUAAAUCUUAUAAAGUAAGUGAAAUCACUGUGAAAAAGCUGCUUUGUCUUUAUCACCUGUUUUUAAAUUAAACCACAUCAACAACUUUUUUUCCCCAAUGUCUCUGCUUCACUCUCAUCAUAACCCGCUCAUAUGGAGAACUUAACAUGUCUCUGUCAAUCCCUGUUUUAAUGAUAUUUACAAGAAUUUAGGUGUUAUUCUGGAUUUUCCUGAGUUAGACGUUGUGUGUUUUUGUCUCUUCUGCAGCAGCUUACAUGCAUACACACUCACAGUUAGACAUUUAACUAAUGUAAUUGUACACAUAGAGUAUGCCAGUUAUUUUUAUACAGUACAGCAUAGAAUAUAAUGUUGUUUUCAAAAAUAAAUCGCAGUGUAGUUAAAUAUAUAUUUUAAUUAUGUACCACCUACAGAAACUAUUACCCAAUGAAGAUUUCUUGACAGUUAAAACAUAUAAAAGAUUCAAAUAAUUUUUGUGAGAGUAAAACUCAUAAAAGUAGAUUUUUGUAUUUAUUUGAAUAACUAAAUGUAUUUAUUGACAACUGAAUGUUAAAUUUAGUCAGACAUUUUCUACCGCUUCUUCCAUUGUGGGUCGUGGGGAAGCUGGUGCCUAUCUCCAGCAGUCUAUGGGCGGGACGCAGAUUCACCCUGGACAGGUCAUCAGUCCAUCGCAGGAUGUUACAUUUAAUCAAGACUAUUUGCUGUUAAUCUGUGCCAAAUGUGUUAAAUGUGUCAUAUAUUUCUGUACAUCAAGUGCUAUUAAGCUGUUUAUGAGAUUGUUUACUUGUUGGGUUUCACUGUGAAUUACCUGAAUUAUCUCUCCAUUCAUUGCUAUCAUUUUAGUUCUGAACCCCUGCAAUAGUUAAGGCACCCUGAUCCUUCCAAGUAUUGGCACCUCUGGCAAAGAUAUGUAAAUAGCCUUAAAAUGAUCUUUAAUCUCAUAAUAAUUGAUUGCAUAAUUUUAUAUUUGACUUAUUAAAUAAUCCAAUCUUUAAGUAGAUGCAGUCAGUAGGGAAACGAAACAAGUUCUUUAAAAAAAGUUAAAGUAAUUUGCACUUUAUUUUUAACUAAUAAAUACAAGUUUCUAGAGAAUUUAGACCCAUUUCUCUUAGACACUCUUAAAAAUGGGAAAAGCAAGAAAACAUGCCAUUCAAUUUCUGAAGAUUUGUGUUCAUCUUAAUCAGGAAAUGGCAAUAAGAUUAAAAAGCAAGCAAUAAUUAAUGCUUUUUUUAAUGACCGAUUUUUAGAUUAACACCUGUGACAAACAGUGCUGGAUGAGGACCUUUCCGUUUCUUUAAACCAUUUGAAAACAUAUCUAAGGGGGUGCCAAUAAUAGUGGAUGUUGCUGUAUAUGCCCUCUGUUUCACCCGCGGUCAACUUUCUAUUAAAUAUUGCUUACAUCAGUAGGUCAUAAGAUAAAGCCAAAGUUCCCUUGGAGUUAUUUUAGAGGGAAAUUAACCUUCUGCAUUAGAAACUCCUACUUAGUCAGACCUAUCCACAUCUCUUAGACAUAUGUACAAGUGAGAAACGGAAUCACAAGUAGAGAUUACCUUAUCUGCUUUAAGCAACGGUUUACGAUUUGUUUAAAUCAGUAUCCGGAGCGGUUCACGUUAAAUGCAGAUGUUCAUUCCGGUUCUACUUCACACUUCUGUGCCUUUUGCUGAUGUGUUUGUUGGUAAAUGGUUUGUUUGAGGUACCAUCAUCAGUUAUCUCAUGUUUAACUUGGUCUUAAAGAUGAGAUUUAUGUGAUCCCCUUUACUAGUGAUGUCCAGUCAUACUUGAUGUAACUGUAAUGAUUGUACUAAAAUUGUUUCAUUAUUAUUUUUAUCAAAGUAAAUUAAACAUGACAAAUUCGUUGUAUUGCUGUACUGCCAAAUGUUGCCUAAAACAAAAUGUUAUAUGAGACUAUAUCAGUAUAUUCGAGGUGUUGCAUGUGUAGGCGUGUUAAGGCUGUGUGGGUGAUUAAGAUGACGUUUGUGCAAUAAAUGUAGCCCCUUC